This is a messenger RNA of Drosophila mauritiana, 2536 nucleotides long. RefSeq names its product putative mediator of RNA polymerase II transcription subunit 12. The transcript is spliced from 2 exons. The record is from RefSeq and is a predicted model, not a curated record. Lineage: Eukaryota; Metazoa; Arthropoda; Insecta; Diptera; Drosophilidae. Bases 34 to 1449 code for a protein of 471 amino acids.
CAGCCAGAGUUCGCUUCGAACACACCAGGCCCAAUGGCGAACGUUAAUUUGCAGAUGCCGCUGAUUGCAGCAGCCACCACCAUACUGACAAUUGUCAGUGGGGCCACCGCCAGCACCGCAUCCUCGACAGAGACGGCCAAGAACCACCCAUCGUAUCACAAUAUGGGGUCUUUGUUCGAGAAUCGAUGGCUGCCAAUGGAUCAGCCGAUGCAGCAUCAUCCCAAUCAUCGGUAUGGCUUGGCCAAAAUCGCACGGGGAAAUGCGGGUGAAAGGAGGGCCUUUAGCAGCGGCCAUUCCUCAGGCUCCCGGCAAGGAUUGGCCAACGUGCUCAACGGGCUAACAAAUCUCUCGGGCCUGGGACACAUUUCCAAUGGGUACGGCUCGGUGGCGCCCACCCAUACGGAGGCACUGGCCCUGGGCUCCACCAAACAGGAGAUACCGAUUUACGAGGAGCACAAUGAAGAUGCCGCCGCGGUGGCUGCCGUUGCAGCAGCUGGAGCCCAUGAUUUCGGCUCGGGAAAUGGACAAUCUGGCGGUGGAUUGGAGAACAAUCAAGAACAUUCGCCGAUUUACAAUUAUCCCGGUGACGCACAUAAUGGUGGAUUUUUGCCAGCCUACGGUUCAGCUGGAUCUGGUCCCGAGCAGGACUACGCACAGUGGUCAUCAUCGACGCCGGAGGAGCAGCAGCCGGAACAGCAGCAGGCAGCUCAUCCCUAUGCGUACGAUAAAAUUUCAAUGGGGAAUUUCCUGCCGCCGUACUCUGGAUAUGAUGACCAGCAGGGGCAGCUUUACCACCAGCAGUUGCAACACCAACAGCAGCAGCAACAACAGCAUCUGCAGCAGCUGCAGCAGCAACAGCAGCAACUGUACCACCAACAGCAGCAGCAGCAGCAUCAGCAGGAGCAGGAACAGCACUCUUCGUAUUUUGGCCAUCAUGAACCAUCCAUUUCUGGAUCGGCUUCAUCAUCGGCUUCAUCUGCCUCGAGCGGAUCUGGUGCUGAUGACUUUGAGGAGCAUCCCGAUGCUGGGCAGGAGCAGAGCUCCAACUACUUGUCGGAGGCAAGUGGUCAUGGCCAGGGACACACCCAUCACUCGCAUCAUGUGGAUAUCAUUAACUAUGUGCCGGUGAAGCAUGUGAAGAAGCAGCACGUGCCGGUGGAGAAGGAGGUGAAGAUACCCAUCUCGCAUGCGGUCAUCAUACCGGUUCGUAAGCCAGUGCCCAUCCACAUACCGAUCACCAAGAACGUUCAGGUGCCGAUAGAGAAGGAACUGAAGGUUCCGGUGGAGCGCCUGAUCCCUGUGCCCGUGGAGAAACACAUCCCAGUGCCGGUGGAGAAGCAUGUGCCCUAUCAUGUGGUCAAAUAUGUGCCCAUCAAGGUGCCCAAGCCGUUUCCCGUGAAGGUGCCCGUCUUCAAAACAGUGCUGCACAAGGUCAAGAGCUGGUGGUAGAAUCUAGGAUGUGCACAUUUAUAAAUCCCCAUCCUGCAUUCCUGCACUCCUGCGCUUCGCAUUUGCAUCCAGAGCACGCGAAUUUCGUUAUAGUUAUAAGCACAUUACGCAUACGCCACCGUCAUCCCAGCCUUUUGUGUCACCAAACCAAAGCGAACAACAUUAUGCAGUUUUGCACAUUUCGUAUUCCAUUUUUAAUGUCGAGUUUUAAAAUUCAUUUAAUCCCCGUGAUGUACAACAAUUUUGUGACUCAUUUAACAUUACAACAAUUUGCAUUAAAAUACAAACACGAACGGGAACAGAAACAGAAACGGAAACCGAAUGAAAAUCGGGAAAAUGGCAAGGCAGACUUUGCACAUACACGUACUGCAAGGACGAGGUUUUUAGCAGCGAUUUCACGGUGCAUUUGUCAUGGACAUAACCCUUUUACCCCCAUCCCUGGUGCCUUCACCUCCUCCUCAUUUAUUUAAUUUCACUUUAAGCGCACACAAUGAAAUUUGUGUUUAAUGAAAUGAAAUUCAUCUUCACAAAAGGCUCGCGCGUUCUCCGCCGCUGUUCGCAGGCUGCCAAAUGCCAUUUCCAGACCAUUACAUCGCCAGUUCGGCCUGGAAAAGUGGGCGCUCAAGUUGGCCAAGAAGGGUAUACCCCUCCCCCCCCUACCCAUCCAUUCGUUACCGGCUCUAAUUAAAUUAAGUGCACACCUUUGUUGUCCCGCUACGCGCCGGCAUGCCGCCCGUGCUGGCCCGCUCGUUCCUGUGUCACCUGUGCAGCUCUCUGCUUUGAUUUGCUGCUGCCGCCCGAUUGAAUUGGCCAAGGGACUGCUAUCCUCUAUUUUUUCCCAGCUCCCAGUUCCCAGCUCCCAGCUCCACUCGGUGAAAAGUAUGCCACAGCAUUGCUUUUAAAUAUGCACUGGACGGCGGAGCUGUUGCAGAAGGGCAAAGCUCGCUGGCGGAAAGAAAGAAUAACAUAUCGUUGCCAGUAAAUUGUCUUCUCCAGCAAUCCUUUUGGCCCGCACGCACAGCCUCCUCCUCAAAUAUGCGAUUGGCACUGCAAGAAAAAAAGUAAUCUUUAAAAGUACACUUCAAGU